GGAGGAUCCCGAGGAGGAAGCAGGAGGAGGAUCCCGAGGAGGAAGCGUGCGGCGGGAGCUGAGGGCGGCAGGCAGCCAUGGAGGCGCUUGCGGGAGUGCCUGUGGCCAUCGCCGUGGCCGUGGUGGCGGCGUCCGCCCUGCUGCUGCUGCUGUUGCGAGGGCCGGCUCGGAGGCCGAGCGGCCCCGUCACCCUGCAGGACCCGCUGGCCAAGUACCCGCUGCGGCUGCUGGACAAGGAGGAAAUCAGUCACGAUACUAAGAAAUUCAGAUUCGGGCUACCCUCAACAAAUCAUGUAUUAGGACUACCUGUAGGCCAACACGUUUACCUUUCUGCAACAAUUGAUGGGAGCCUGGUGAUUCGAGCCUAUACCCCUGUUUCCAGUGAUGAGACAAAAGGUUAUGUUGAUUUAAUUAUAAAGGUCUACCACAAAAAUGUGAACCCCAAGUUUCCAGAAGGUGGGAAGAUGUCCCAGUAUCUAGACAACAUGAAGAUUGGAGAUACCAUUGAUUUCAGAGGGCCAAAUGGACUGCUGGUCUACAAGGGGACAGGUACCUUUCUGAUCAAGCCUAAUAAGAAAUCUGAAGCAGAGAAGAAGUUUGCAAAGCACCUUGGGAUGAUAGCUGGAGGAACAGGAAUAACUCCUAUGCUGCAGCUGAUCCGCCAGAUCACAAGUGAUCCUAAGGACUCCACAAAAUGUUACCUUCUUUUUGCUAAUCAGACAGAAAAUGAUAUAUUGCUGAGAGCUGAGCUAGAAGACAUUGCCAAGAGACAUCCUGAGCAGUUUGUGCUGUGGUACACACUGGACAGACCUCCAAAAGACUGGAAGUACAGCUCUGGCUUUGUCACUGCAGACAUGCUGAAAGCCCACCUGCCUCCCCCUGGCAGUGACACCCUCAUUCUCAUGUGUGGGCCACCACCAAUGAUUCAGUUUGCCUGUCAGCCCAACCUGGACAAGCUUGGCUAUCCCAAGAGCUGUACAUUUGCUUAUUAACAAUGAUGUCACCUAAUAACCUUUUCUGGAAUGACUGCAUAUUUUUCUACAGGAGCAGUUGAUGUGCAACUGUGCAGUGUGUGUGUGUGUGUUUUAACCCCUUGAUGUAAUUUCUGUGGUUUAUAACUUCAUAACCACCUUGUGUGUUUUAACACUAAGAAAUUGAGAAAUCAUCUUGAA
Catharus ustulatus (Swainson's thrush) is the source of this 1172-nucleotide messenger RNA. Its product is annotated as NADH-cytochrome b5 reductase 2. Gene Ontology annotation, cellular component: mitochondrion. NCBI's taxonomy places the organism in Eukaryota, Metazoa, Chordata, Aves, Passeriformes, Turdidae. Bases 78 to 992 code for a protein of 304 amino acids. The record is from RefSeq and is a predicted model, not a curated record. Gene Ontology annotation, molecular function: FAD binding; oxidoreductase activity. The transcript is spliced from 9 exons.